UAGCUUUCCACACAACAAAACUCAAUUCUAUUAAGCACUAAACAUUCACACAAAAUGAAACUUUUCUAUUUUCUCAUUGUUUUCUUGGCUUUUGCUUCCUCUAUUGCUUUUGCCUAUGACCCUAGCCCCCUCCAAGACUUCUGUGUAGCAAUCAAUGAUACCAAAACUGGUGUUUUCGUGAAUGGAAAAUUUUGCAAAGAUCCUAAGCUUGCAAAUGCUGAUGAUUUCUUCCUUCAAGGGUUAGGACCUGGAAACACUUCUAAUCCACUCGGUUCAAAAGUCACUGCCGCUUCUGUUAACGAAAUAUUAGGACUUAACACACUUGGUAUAUCUUUGGCUCGCAUUGAUUUUGCACCUAAAGGUCUAAAUCCUCCUCACACACACCCUCGAGGAACCGAGAUUCUUGUGGUUGUGGAAGGUACACUAUAUGUAGGUUUCGUAACCUCCAAUCAAAACAAUAACACUCUCAUCACGAAAGUAUUGAACAAAGGCGAUGUAUUUGUGUUCCCUAUCGGUCUCAUUCAUUUUCAGUUGAAUGUGGGCUAUAGCGACGCGGUUGCUAUUGCUGGACUUAGUAGCCAAAACCCUGGAGUGAUUACGAUUGCAAAUGCGGUGUUUGGGUCUAAACCACCAAUUUCCUUGGAAGUUCUCACCAAAGCAUUUCAAGUGGAGGAGAAUGUGAUUGAUUAUCUUCAAAAGCAAUUCUGGUACAACAAUAACUAAAUAAUAUAGUGGGAACUUAUAUGUAUGAUUUUCUUAAGUUUACCUCAUGUUGAGUCUUUAAAAUAUUUACUAAUAUAGGAAAUAAUGUGCACGAGGAUGUGCAAUAUGGUUGUUGUGUUUUGUGUGUACUUUAACUUGUUUGAUAUAUCAUACAAGUAUAAUAAAUGAAUGUAUUGUUCUUACU
Molecule: messenger RNA, 907 nt
Organism: Vicia villosa (hairy vetch)
Lineage: Eukaryota; Viridiplantae; Streptophyta; Magnoliopsida; Fabales; Fabaceae
Product: germin-like protein subfamily 1 member 7
Exons: 2
Coding region: 55-723 (222 amino acids)
Cellular component (GO): cell wall
Molecular function (GO): manganese ion binding
Source: RefSeq, a predicted model, not a curated record